This is a messenger RNA of Wyeomyia smithii (pitcher-plant mosquito), 614 nucleotides long. It is a transcript of the gene Ilp7, whose product is annotated as probable insulin-like peptide 7. The record is from RefSeq and is a predicted model, not a curated record. Lineage: Eukaryota; Metazoa; Arthropoda; Insecta; Diptera; Culicidae. The transcript has 3 exons. Bases 2 to 511 code for a protein of 169 amino acids.
GAUGCUGGUCUCAUUUUGCUCCGGUUUUGGUCACGGGAUGUGGAUGCCGCUCUCGGUGAUGACCGCGGUGUGCGUCCUGAUGGACGCCGCUGUGCAUAUCCGGGUUGGUGCAGCCGUGGCCAGUGCCGAGGACGCACUGGAGGUAACGUUUAGCGAGCGGACUCGUGCCGACUGGGAGAAGGUUUGGCACCAGGAAAAUCACUCCCGCUGUCGCGAAAAGUUGAUCCGGCAUCUGUAUUGGGCAUGUGAGAAGGAUAUUUACCGAAUUUCGAGGCGAAACGAGUACAAAGAUGAGACACUCCAGAGUCCUGACAAACGAGCCAAUGUUUUACCUUUUCUGUCCCGCUGGACCAUCAGUGCGGAGCAGGCGCAGAGCUUUUUGCGCACUCGCAGAACCGGUAAGCGUCGCUCGGGUGGCUCCAUCACGGCCGAAUGCUGCACUCGAGUCGGCUGCACUUGGGAGGAGUAUGCGGAGUAUUGUCCCUCGAAUAAGCGCAUUAAUCGUUACUGAAGGUGGAUGGCUUUCGGAUGAUAUAACACUGUGCUGUGCUGUUGCGAAGAACUGUUGGUGUUGAUGGCGUGUACUUAAAAUAUAUUUUGGGAUUGAUGCAAAC